ACUUUUCUCACAUCAUCCUUUAUUUCUUCUCUUUCAUCUCUUAGUUUUAUUUUUCCAAAAAUGGUUCUAGCUGGUAAGCUUAGUACUGAACUUGGUAUCAUAACACCCGCUGAAAAGUUCUUCAAACUAUUCACAACCAAACUUCACGAAGCACAAAACGUUUGUGAAAGAAUUCAUCAUACCAAACUGCAUGAAGGUGAAGACUGGCAUCACACUGAUUCGGUUAAACACUGGACAAUUGUCAUAGAUGGUGAGGUACAGACAUGUCACGAGAGUAUUGAAGAAGUUGAUGAACAGAACAAAAAAAUCACUUGGAAGGUUUUUGGUGGAAAUAUUGAUAAUCACUAUAAGAUCUUUAAGCUCAUCCUUGAAGUAACUGAUAAAGCUGAUGGUACUGCUGUUGUUAGAUGUACUCUUGAAUAUGAGAAAAUCAAUGAGGAUAUUGAGCCUCCAAAUGGAUGGAUGGAGUACCUUAACAAAUGCAUUAGAGAUAUUGAUGCUCAUCUUUCCAAGUCAUAAAGAAAGUAAGAAAUAAGGUGGAAUGAGUUAAUGGAUGGUGUUGGCUUAAGGGUUCAUCUUUAUAAUUAAUAAGUGUGACGUUUGUAAUAUUGUGGUUGCAUAUGCAUAUUGGCUUUUUGUUUUCGUUUCUAUGUGUGAUCGGUUGAAGAGUGUUACUUAAAUUAUGUGAUGCAAAUCAAUAAAUGGAUAUUUCUUUGUUUUGUUAUUA
This is a messenger RNA of Vicia villosa (hairy vetch), 727 nucleotides long. Its product is annotated as MLP-like protein 28. The record is from RefSeq and is a predicted model, not a curated record. Gene Ontology annotation, biological process: defense response. NCBI's taxonomy places the organism in Eukaryota, Viridiplantae, Streptophyta, Magnoliopsida, Fabales, Fabaceae. The transcript is spliced from 2 exons. Bases 61 to 519 code for a protein of 152 amino acids.